AUGGUGAAAGCCCGGGAGAACGUGCCUCACGUCGCCUCUGCCGGGUCCUGCGUGCGCGCUCCAGCCCCGCCCAGACGUACGCAUGCGCGCGGGCCAACCUCACCCGGCCGCCGGGAGCGCGCGCGCGCCCCCUCCUCUUCCCCUGGACUCAUUCACCACCCACCCUCAUUCCCCGACCUACUUUACUGUCGCCAAACCCUGGCAACCUGUCUCGCCCCUGGCGGCCAGACCCCUCUCCGGAUCCCCCAGUGUUCCAUCCGGGCACACGUUCCACUGGGGCAGAGCGCUGGCCAGUACAACAGCGACGAGGCCCGGGCCGGCGCGCGCCCGUCCGCCAUCCGAGACAGACAGCGCGGGCGCGCGCCCCCCGGGGGCUGCCCUCCCUCCGCGCGCGUCGGUCCCGGGCUCGCGCUGCCUCCGCCGCGUGCACGCAGUUCAAGCGGGGACGGCCCUGGGGCCGAAGAGCAGACGGCGGUGGCCAUCGCCAGCGUCCAGCAGGCGGCGUUCGGCGACCACAACAUCCAGUACCAGUUCCGCACAGAGAAUAAUGGAGGACAGGUGACAUACCGUGUAGUCCAGGUGACUGAUGGUCAACUGGAUGGCCAGGGGGACGCGGCCGGCGCCGUCAGUGUGGUGUCUACGGCCGCCUUCACGGGGGGUCAGCAGGCCGUGACCCAGGUGGGUGUGGACGGGGCGGCUCAGCGCCCAGGCCCCACCGCUGCCUCUGUGCCCCCGGGUCCCGCAGCACCCUUUCCUCUGGCUGUAAUCCAAAAUCCCUUCAGUAAUGGUGGUAGCCCGGCACCUGAGGCCGUCAGUGGGGAGGCACGCUUUGCCUAUUUCCCAGCCUCCAGCGUGGGAGAUACUACGGCUGUGUCGGUACAGACCACAGAUCAGAGCUUGCAGGCUGGAGGCCAGUUCUAUGUCAUGAUGACCCCCCAGGAUGUGCUUCAGACAGGAACACAGAGGACGAUUGCACCCCGGACACACCCCUAUUCCCCGAAAAUCGAUGGAACCAGAACCCCCCGGGAUGAGAGAAGGAGAGCCCAGCACAAUGAAGUGGAGCGGAGGCGGAGGGACAAGAUUAACAACUGGAUCGUCCAGCUUUCAAAAAUCAUUCCAGAUUGUAACGCAGACAACAGCAAGACAGGAGCGAGUAAAGGAGGGAUCCUGUCAAAGGCCUGCGACUACAUCCGGGAGCUGCGCCAGACCAACCAGCGCAUGCAGGAGACCUUCAAGGAGGCUGAGCGGCUGCAGAUGGACAAUGAGCUCUUGAGGCAACAGAUCGAGGAACUGAAGAACGAGAAUGCCCUGCUUCGAGCCCAGCUGCAGCAGCACAACCUAGAGAUGGUGGGCGAGAGUGCCCGGCAGUGACGGCCACUGCACCGGACGUGUGCACAGGAGCCGCCUCUGUGCUCUCUGCAGCCCCUUCCCCAGCCCUUAGCACAGAGAGGGACAGAUGCCCCUCCCCCAGCUGCGUUUUUUAUAGUAGAUUUUUAACAAAAAAUGGGGAGAAAUAAAUAAUGCAUUUCUGUGGAUACAGCCCCAUCACCCACCUCAACUUGGAAAUGACAUCCCCCACCCCCAUCUGUCUGUCUGUCUCCCCUCUGUUGGCCCUCACUGUGCCCCAGCACAUCUCGUCUUGCCUGGAGGCAAGAGGACGGACAGGGGCCCUGACAUAUCCUGCUGUCUCCUUGGUCUCUAGAGGUGCUGAGACAGGGUGCCUAUGGGAAGGAGGGAGCCCCUGGGGGUCCUCCCUAUGGCCUGAACCUGCACAAGGAGGCCAUGUCCCACCCCCACCUCUUGUCUCUUGGUCCUUGUUCUCCUUUGGGUGUGUGUGCGUGUGUGUGUUUUAAUUUUCUUUAUGGAAAAAAAUGGACAAAAAAAACCAUAGAGAGGUAUUUAACUGCAAUAAACUGGCCCCAUGUGGCCCC
Messenger RNA from Elephantulus edwardii (Cape elephant shrew), 1931 nucleotides. It is a transcript of the gene USF2, whose product is annotated as upstream transcription factor 2, c-fos interacting. Lineage: Eukaryota; Metazoa; Chordata; Mammalia; Macroscelidea; Macroscelididae. The record is from RefSeq and is a predicted model, not a curated record. Gene Ontology annotation, molecular function: DNA-binding transcription factor activity, RNA polymerase II-specific; protein dimerization activity; RNA polymerase II cis-regulatory region sequence-specific DNA binding. The transcript is spliced from 10 exons. Bases 1 to 1371 code for a protein of 456 amino acids. Gene Ontology annotation, biological process: regulation of transcription by RNA polymerase II.